GUGAAGUGGGUGAAAGUUCACACGGUGUCUGCAGUCAAGUCAGUCAGUCGAGUUAAACGAUCGAUAUUAAAUUCAACAUCAUCAUGUCUCUCCUCAGAGGUGUGUUUAUAGUCUCUGCUAAGAGGACCCCGUUUGGCACGUAUGGAGGUGUUCUGAAGGACCACAGCGCUACAGAUCUCGCUGAACAUGCUGCUAAAGCCGCUCUUGCCGCAGGGAAUGUGGCCCCGGAGCUGGUCAACAGUGUCGUUAUGGGAAAUGUCAUGCAGAGCUCUGCAGAUGCCCCCUACAUCGCACGUCACGUGGGUCUGCGGUGCGGCGUACCGAUUCCAGUACCAGCUCUGACUGUAAACCGCCUCUGUGGGUCAGGCUUUCAGUCCAUAAUCAAUGGAGCACAGGAGAUCUGGCUGAAAGAGUCAGAGGUCGUGCUGUGUGGAGGGUCGGAGAGCAUGAGUCAAGCCCCCUACGCCGUCCGGAACAUCCGCUUCGGUACCAAGUUUGGAGUUGACUUGAAGCUGGAGGACACGCUGUGGGCAGGCCUGACAGAUCUACACAUCAAGAUUCCAAUGGGCAUCACGGCAGAAAACCUGGCGGAGAAAUACCAGAUCACACGCGAGAACUGUGACCAGUACGCCUAUCAGACACAGCAGAGGUGGAAGGCGGCUCAUGAGGCUGGCGUUUACAAUGCUGAGAUUGCACCCAUCGAUGUAAAAGCCAAGAAAGGCAAAGUGGCCAUGACACAAGACGAACACCCCCGUCCACAGACCACACUGGAGCAGAUGGCAAAACUGCCCCCUGUCUUCAAGAAAGGAGGAACGGUCACUGCUGCCAAUGCUUCUGGCGUAUCCGAUGGGGCGGCUGCUGUGGUUAUAGCCAGCGAGGACGCUCUUAAAGCACACAACCUCACUCCAUUGGCUAGAAUUGUCUCGUAUCACAUCUCUGGCUGUGAUCCAAGCAUCAUGGGAAUUGGGCCUGUACCUGCCAUCACAGAAGCGCUGAAGAAGGCCGGUCUUUCUCUCAAAGACAUGGACCUGGUGGAGGUGAAUGAAGCGUUUGCUUCUCAGUAUCUGGCGGUGGCGAAGGCUUUAGGGCUGGACCCUGAGAAGAGCAACGUUAACGGAGGCGCCAUCGCCGUUGGACAUCCGCUCGGAGCCUCUGGGACAAGAAUCACUGCACACCUUGUGCAUGAGCUCAGGAGGCGUGGUGGAAAGUAUGCAGUGGGCUCAGCCUGCAUUGGUGGAGGACAGGGCAUCGCCAUCAUCCUGGAAAACACACACUGAGAAGAACUAAUACACAAAUACUGAAGAGACACACAUAAAUCAACCAUAAUUGCACACCGUCCUAAAUCAUAAAUUCUUCCUCAGGCAAGAGAACGGGAAUAUGAUUAAUUAUAAAAAGAAUUACAUGAAACUGUAUGUAAAUGCUUUAAAACAUGACUUGAGAAAGUGAUGGUAAAUACUGUCUUUAUGUUCGGAUGUUAAUACUGUAAUGUGCCUUGCUGUUCUUUGGUCUCUGGUUAUCAGUCUGUGAAAUAUUCACUCCAUUGCUUACAACACAUACUCCAUCUUAUUUUCUUUUGUAUAGAAUCAUGUCUAAAUAAAAUUUGGGUUUAACAUCA
This is a messenger RNA of Triplophysa dalaica, 1615 nucleotides long. It is a transcript of the gene acaa2, whose product is annotated as acetyl-CoA acyltransferase 2. The coding region runs from base 84 to 1277 and encodes 397 amino acids. Lineage: Eukaryota; Metazoa; Chordata; Actinopteri; Cypriniformes; Nemacheilidae. The transcript has 10 exons. Gene Ontology annotation, molecular function: acetyl-CoA C-acetyltransferase activity. Gene Ontology annotation, biological process: fatty acid beta-oxidation. The record is from RefSeq and is a predicted model, not a curated record.